Zingiber officinale is the source of this 1044-nucleotide messenger RNA. Its product is annotated as transcription factor bHLH145-like. The coding region runs from base 1 to 1044 and encodes 347 amino acids. Gene Ontology annotation, molecular function: protein dimerization activity. The record is from RefSeq and is a predicted model, not a curated record. NCBI's taxonomy places the organism in Eukaryota, Viridiplantae, Streptophyta, Magnoliopsida, Zingiberales, Zingiberaceae. The transcript is spliced from 2 exons.
AUGGUGUGCCAAGCAGAAACAAGGACAACGUUCCAAGCUUUGAAACAUGAGAAUGGGAUUGCUGGUAGCUCCACCAUAAUCAUUAGGAUUAUUGCUUGCUUCCGUCCAUUGCAAGAUUGCCAGGUGAUUAACACGCACAUUCUUUUGAUGGGGCAAGAUAAUAAUCCUCGUAUCAAUUUGCAGUGCCCAAUUUGGCAAUUUAGUUACAUAAUCUCUGCUAGAGAUAACAGACAAUUUGCUAUCAGGCGUCAAAACUUGAAUCCAGUGUUUUUCUCUACUUGCGUUAGUCCAAAUGCUUGUGUCUUGCCAGUGACUUUUGCAACACCUUUCCCUGAUUUCUACGCACGCAAUUUCUUUCACAAAGCUUCACCUUUGAUUCCUCCUCUGGCCCCAUUUCAUGUCACUUCCAAAUUUGAUGGCUCAGAGAAGAGAUACUUGGUUUUUGAUCAGCUAAGGGAUGGAAGGAACUUUGCCUUUAGCUCAUCAAGUGUCCCCAUUCCAUGCAUGGAUUCUGUGAACCCAGGUUUCGAUGUGCAGGGCAGCACUGAACCUUCUGAUUGGCAUGGAUCUGAAGAGAUACAUGAAAAUACUGAGGAACUUGAUGCACUGUUAUACUCGGAUUCCGAUGACAAUCAUGUUGUAGAUGAAGCCAGCACUGGAAGUUCUCCAAUUGAAGAAGUGGAGAAGACUAUUUCUGCGGUGGCUAGCUCUGUACUUUCAGUAAAGCGGAAAAGAGCUGAUGAUGAAUUUGAUGCAUCAGUUACAGAUACUGCAAGUUCGCAAGUUCUUCACUUUCCUAAUAUCUCUUCAGAUAACAGGAAUAAAGAGGAUGACAACUCUGCAUCCAUCUGCUUUGAGUUAGUAGAUGAUCAAAUUGAAGAGACCAGGCAACUCAAGAGAACGAAAAUUCAGGAAACAGUUGGCCUAUUGAGAAAGAUCAUCCCUGGUGGUAAUGCGAUGGACGCCAUCACUGUCCUUGACAAGGCCAUCAACUAUCUCAAGUCCCUUAAGUUAAACGUCAAAUCUUUUGAAACUUUUCCAUAG